Molecule: messenger RNA, 870 nt
Organism: Ostreobium quekettii
Lineage: Eukaryota; Viridiplantae; Chlorophyta; Ulvophyceae; Bryopsidales; Ostreobiaceae
Source: the annotation of a GenBank genome assembly
AUGAUUGGCGAGCUCAGGCUGUACGACAUUGUCAACACUCCAGGGGUUGGUGCAGAUUUGUCUCACAUCAACACAAACGCAAAGGUCACAGCCUUCAUUGGGGAUGCCCAACUGGGGGAUGCACUCUCAGGGUGUGACCUUGUGAUAAUUCCUGCAGGUGUCCCAAGGAAGCCAGGCAUGACGAGGGAUGACCUGUUCAACAUCAAUGCAAAGAUUGUGAAGACCCUCAUUGAAGGCGUUGCUGCACAUUGCCCCAAGGCAUGGAUUGGGAUUAUCUCCAACCCUGUGAACAGCACGGUGCCGAUUGCUGCAGAGGUGCUGAAACAAAAAGGGGUCUACGAUCCGCUGAAGUUGUUUGGUGUCACCACGCUCGAUGUUGUGCGUGCACAAACAUUUAUAGCUGAGAUUCUGGGUGUGAACCCCAAGGAAGUGACUGUGCCAGUAAUUGGCGGGCAUGCAGGGACGACUAUCCUGCCCCUGCUGUCCCAGAGCAAACCUCCGCUGGUUUUGGAGGAGGACAAGGCCAAGGCUCUGAUGGAGCGGAUACAGAACGCUGGCACUGAGGUUGUCAACGCGAAGGCCGGUGCAGGAUCAGCGACCCUGUCCAUGGCCUAUGCUGCCUCCGAGUUCGCUGACGCCUGCCUCCGUGCGCUCAAUGGCGACACAGGUGUCAUCCUGUGCACCUACGUAGCAUCCAACUUGACGGACCUUCCCUUCUUCGCCAGCCAGGUGAGACUGGGCAAGGGUGGGGUGGAGGAGUUCCUGCCCAUUGGAGAGAUGAACAAGCUGGAGCAGGAAAACUUUGAGGAGAUGCGAUCACAGUUGGCAGGCAACAUCCAGAAGGGUGCUGAUUUUGUGGCUGGAUGCUAG